Messenger RNA from Hipposideros armiger (great roundleaf bat), 1097 nucleotides. RefSeq names its product EF-hand calcium binding domain 11 (gene EFCAB11). Gene Ontology annotation, molecular function: calcium ion binding. NCBI's taxonomy places the organism in Eukaryota, Metazoa, Chordata, Mammalia, Chiroptera, Hipposideridae. The transcript is spliced from 4 exons. The coding region runs from base 127 to 381 and encodes 84 amino acids. The record is from RefSeq and is a predicted model, not a curated record.
GGUGCCCGGCCAAGUUUAGCUUCCUGAGGCACGGUGAGCGUGGCCGGUGGUCUGCUGCACUUCAGGUCCCUGCCGCUGAGGUCGCGGGUUCCGAAGAAUCGACUUGGUUGCCACGUGGCGGUCGCGAUGUUUUUCUCCCAGGCUGGGGCCCGACCGCGGACGUGGGAAGCCAGCCCCUCAGAACACAAGAAGUGGGUGGAAGUAUUCAAAGCAUGUGAUGAAGAUAAAAAAGGCUAUCUAAGCAGAGAGGACUAUAAAGUUGCUGUUGUAAUGCUGUUUGGGUACAAGCCCUCCAAGAUAGAAGCUGAUUCUGUGAUGUCUUCCGUAAAUCCCAGCACUUCCGAGCUUCAGGAAUCACAGGCCAUGAUGCAUUGGCUUUGAAACUUGACCACACUGCUCCAAUGUGAGAGCCCAGCUGCAUGAAAACCUCUCUGUCCUCUUUAGAGAAGGACCUUGAUGUCUUGCUGUGGAAGAUUAGAACAAGUUAAGGGCAUGUGGGGUAGGGGGACAGCAGGGAUGUGUUUACAUGGCUUAAUAUUACUUAAUGACCUUUAGAAUAUUGACUUCAAAAACUAAGGUGUAUGCUCCUCUGGGAAAAUAAUGUUAAAGAACUUGAUUACAUGUACACAGUUAUGUGUGUUACUAGAUUGUUUCUCUUUUUAAGUGGUGAUAAACAGUUGAAAUCCAUGUUUAUUUUCACCCAGGAAAAAACAAAAAAUAUUUGCUUUUUAUCCCACAAGAUUAUGAAAUAAAGACAUGACGACUUCAUAGCUCCAAAUACCAAUGAGUUUUCUGAAUAUGUAAUUUAUAAGAUAUCACAAGUCAUGUACUUUUUAUCUUGUGACUCACACAUGGAACCGUGGAAUUGUGCUUUUUUUUCUUACCAUUUCCCUAAAUCAGAUGCAAUGAUAAGUAAAGAGAAACUGUUAUCCAUGCUUUUCCUUUACCUCUGUUUUUUGUUUGUUUUUUACUAUAUCAUAUGUAAUUGAGGUUUCUGAAAUGAUUUAUUUUGCUGGCUAUGUGAAUAAAAAGUGACCUACUUUUUGGCAGUGCCACAUUUUGCUGUGUAUAAUGUGCACUUUUUGGCCCAAAUUUGU